This is a messenger RNA of Phyllopteryx taeniolatus (common seadragon), 2186 nucleotides long. RefSeq names its product scavenger receptor class B, member 1 (gene scarb1). NCBI's taxonomy places the organism in Eukaryota, Metazoa, Chordata, Actinopteri, Syngnathiformes, Syngnathidae. The coding region runs from base 262 to 1734 and encodes 490 amino acids. Gene Ontology annotation, molecular function: low-density lipoprotein particle binding; scavenger receptor activity; lipid binding. The record is from RefSeq and is a predicted model, not a curated record. Gene Ontology annotation, cellular component: caveola; cytoplasm. The transcript is spliced from 13 exons. Gene Ontology annotation, biological process: cholesterol efflux; recognition of apoptotic cell; plasma lipoprotein particle clearance.
UGCCACGCGAGAAGGAGGAUGAGGAGGAGCAGGUUUGUCUAUAAAUUAGAUGGUGAACGCACAGACGCCUCAUACGUCUCCGUUGGAAAAGUGUCUUUUGCAAUGUCUCAACAACGGCGGCGAGUCCCUCUCGGGACACUUUAAGGGACGCGGACGCGAGGAAGCCCUGCGGACGCGGAAGUGCAUUCAGCUGGCCCGUGUGGCAGCCAGCAGCUAGCAGGUUAACAGUUAGCUCCCACCAAAACAACGACAAAAGUGUCGAUGGGGGUGAAUAAAAGAAAAGUGGUGGUAGGUUUCAUGGUCAUGGGGGUCCUAACGCUGGUGUUCGGGACCGUCGUGACCAUCGUGGGUCCACUGAUUAUCGACGACCAGAUCGUCAAGAACACAGUGAUCGACCCCAAGAACGAGGUGUCGUACACCAUGUGGAAGGACAUCCCGGUGCCGUUCUACAUGUCGGUCUACUUCUUCAACAUCCUCAACCCAAAGGAGGUCCUGAACGGCGAGAAGCCAAUGCUGGAGCAGCGAGGACCUUAUGUGUACAGGAAGCAGUGUCAGAAGGACAACAUCACGUUUCAUCCCAACAACACGGUGACCUACCGAGAAUACCGACGCUACUUCUUCGAGCCGAGCAUGUCGGCCGGAAACGAGUCUGACGUGGUCACCAUCCCCAACAUGCUGGUACUGGGUGCAGCGGUGAUGAUGGAGAACCUCCCAUUCGCAGUGCGGCUGAUGAUCAGCGCCACGUUCAAGGCGUUCAAGGAGGGGCCGUUCCUCACCAAGACAGUGGGCGAGCUCAUGUGGGGCUACGAGAGCGGCCUGGUGGACUUCCUCAACAAGUACCUGCCCGGAAUGCUGCCCUCCUCCGGGAAGUUCGGACUCUUCAGCGAGUUCAACAACUCUGACACGGGUCUGUUCACCAUCUUCACGGGCCGGGAUGACAUCCGCAACGUGCACAAGGUCAACUCCUGGAACGGCCUCACCAAGUUGGACUACUGGCGGACGCCUCAGUGCAACAUGAUCAAUGGCACGGCGGGCCAGAUGUGGCCCCCCUUCCUGACCCCGCGCUCAACGCUGCCCUUCUACAGUCCCGACGCUUGCAGGUCCAUGGAGCUGGUGUACCAGCGCCCGGGCAGCAUGAAGGGCAUCCCCUUGUACCGCUACGUGGCACCCAAGACGCUGUUCGCCAACGGCAGCGACUACGCCCCCAACGAGGGAUUCUGUCCGUGCCGCCAGUCCGGUCUGCUCAACGUCAGUAGCUGCCGUCAGAAUUCUCCCGUCUUCAUUUCGCACCCUCACUUCUUCAACGCUGACCCCGUCCUGCUGGACUUUGUGCACGGACUCCAUCCAAAUGAGGACCAGCACGGACUCUUCAUAGACAUCCACCCUCAAACUGGCGUCCCGCUCAACGUGUCCAUCCGCCUGCAGCUCAAUCUCUACAUCAAGCGAGUGUCAGGAAUUACCGAGACGGGAAAGAUCCCCGAGACCAUCAUGCCCAUGAUCUGGUUUGAGGAGAGCGGCUACAUCGACGGUCCCAUCUUGCGCACGUUCUACACCAACCUGGUGGUCCUGCCCGGCGUCAUGGAGGUCAUGCAGUACGGGUUCAUCGCGCUCGGAAUCGUCACCAUUGUCGUCGCCGCGCUUGUCAGGCGCAGACACAGAAAGGUGUCCAUUAAUGAGCCCGCUCGUGGCCACGCCGCCCCGGAGAAAUGCGUGCCGGCUAAAGCAGAAAAGUGAAGCUGACGGCGGCGGCUCUUCAUCGGACCCUUUCACCUACGAAAGACAACCGCUACCACCAGCCCACACUCACUGACACACGCACAUGCAAUCCCGCCUCCCAGCAUCCUGACGCCCGACCGUGCUUUGUCGCCGUAGAAACGUUCAUGAAGCCGGCCGCCGACACCCCCCCCCCCGUAUCACGAUUGGGUGAGGGCGGAAGUUGAGACCGUCGUCGGCAAGGGGGCGGGGUCACGCCAUUUACAGGAAAUCUCCCGGACAUGCUCGCAUGUGAAUUUGACUGUUGUUUCUUUUGUAAGAAAUGUUCAUGUGGAUUACUUAGUUUGUGGACGAAUCACAAUAAACGUGUUGCCAUCCCAACACCACGCCCGCGCUUGUGGGUGUGUGCGUGUGUGUGUGUGUUCAUAGAAUUCUGUUUCUGAUGAAGAUCAAUAAACGUUAAAUGUACAGAA